Labeo rohita (rohu) is the source of this 1234-nucleotide messenger RNA. RefSeq names its product zinc-alpha-2-glycoprotein-like. The record is from RefSeq and is a predicted model, not a curated record. The transcript is spliced from 5 exons. Gene Ontology annotation, biological process: immune response. Bases 107 to 1219 code for a protein of 370 amino acids. Lineage: Eukaryota; Metazoa; Chordata; Actinopteri; Cypriniformes; Cyprinidae. Gene Ontology annotation, cellular component: external side of plasma membrane.
AUUUUAUACAGCCAGAUUCCUGUUGUUGCGAUCGUCAGUUGUGUAUCUGUAUUCAGACCUCAGUAAAUAUCAGUAUUAUUGAUACAUAAUUAGACGAUUUCCAAUCAUGGGUACAUCUGUGGUGACUAAGAGUUUUGUUGUGCUUUCUGUUUUUCUUCUCUGCGGGAUUUCGCCCUCACUUGAGACAGAGAAACACUCCCUGUAUUACAUUUACACUGCAUUGUCCAAACCUGUCGAUCUGCCAGGCAUCUAUCAGUUCACUGCUAUGGGUCUGCUGGAUGACAGAGAGAUUGACUAUUACAAUAGUAAAGAACAGAGAAAGAUUCCCAAACAGCACUGGAUGAAAGAGAAAAUGCAGGAGGAUUACUGGGAAAAAGGCACCCAGUCCAGAAAGAGCAAAGAACAGUGGUUUAAUGUGAAUGUUGAGAUUCUGAUUAAACGAAUGGGACACAAUGGAUCAGAUCUUCAUGUUCUUCAGUGGAGACAUGGUUGUGAAAUUGAGAAACUGGGAGAUGAAGUGAAGUUUUCCAAAGGCAUUGAUGAGUACAGCUAUGAUGGAAAAAACUUCCUGUCUUUUGAUGAUGAGUCAUCUCAGUGGGUCGCUCCUGAUCCUGCGGCUCUUCCAACCAAGAGGAAAUGGGAUAAUGUGCCCAUCCUAAACCAGUACACCAAGGGCUACCUGGAGAAAGAGUGUGUGGACUGGCUUAACAAAUUCAGAGACUAUGGAGAUGAGAAGCUCAAAAAUGGCUCUUCUCCAGAUGUUCAUGUGUUUGCCAGAAGGUGCACCAGUGACAAAACCAAGCUGAAACUCACCUGUCUGGCCACUGGCUUCUACCCCAAAGAUGUGACGUUGCUCAUUAGGAAAUAUCGCACAUCCCUGCCUGAAAAUGAGGUUGAAUCCUCAGGAGUCAGACCAAACCAUGAUGGAACCUACCAGCUGAAGAAAAGUGUGGAGAUCAAGGAGGAUGAAAAAGCAGAAUAUGAUUGUUUUGUGGCCCACAGAACCCUCAAAGAACCAGUUAUCACCAAAUGGGAUGGAAAAUGGUCAGACUGUGGAGGUUCCCUGAGUAUUGGAAUUUCGAUUGGAAUUGUAGUUGGAAUUGUACUUGGAUUCGUUGCUGCAGUGGUCUGCUAUUACCUAUAUAAAAAAUACAAAAAUGGUGAGUAUUACAACAUGAUUAAAUAUUCUGGGCAAACUGUUUUUAAUAUUUUUUUUUAAUAAAAUGCUUCAACU